GAGUUCGUGCUUUCCCCGUCGUCCGUGCCCUGUGAAAACCUAACCCGGGCCUGCACCAACGCCCUCUCCGCCGCUUUCUGACACGACCCACCUCGGCCGUCGCCAUCGUGGCUGCCGUCGAGGCCUCCGCCUUCGCUUCUCAGGUUGCAAUGAACUGAUGGUCAAAGACAAACAUUUGAAGCUAAAAUGUGCUGUGACUAUGGCAUUUAGAGCACUGUGAUUUGUUGAUUCUCUUGCCAUAAUACUUCACUUGAUCAAAACUGGGGUCUUUCACAAACCUGUUGUUAAUGGAGGCGAGGUUCUUUCGGUUCCUCAAAAUUGUUGGUGUUGGGUUCAAAGCAAGAACCGAGGCAGAAGGUCGUCAGCUGUUUCUGAAGCUGGGUUACAGCCAUGAGGUCGAAUUCUCCGUACCUCCAGCCGUCCGAGUCUUCUGCUUCAAACCAAACGUAAUAUGCUGCACUGGCAUAGACAAAGAGAGGGUGCAUCAGUUUGCAGGUGCUGUUCGUAGUUGCAAGCCUCCUGAAGUUUACAAAGGCAAGGGCAUAAUGUACAUUGAUGAAGUGGUGAAGAAGAAGCAAGGGAAGAAGUCAAAGUGAAGCAAAGGACUUUCCAUUUCUUCUUUUAGGUUCACUUGCCUUGUGCUAACAAUUUCCAUGGUAAAAACUUGUAUGAGGAAGCUUCACGAGCUAUAUUUCCAAUCAAAUUUUCGGACGAUGGUCUUCUGGAUGUAAUUAACAUUAAUUCCAAAUAGUUAUAUUUUCUUGCUUUCUCUA
Messenger RNA from Musa acuminata subsp. malaccensis (wild Malaysian banana), 773 nucleotides. RefSeq names its product large ribosomal subunit protein uL6m. Gene Ontology annotation, molecular function: structural constituent of ribosome; rRNA binding. Gene Ontology annotation, cellular component: ribosome. NCBI's taxonomy places the organism in Eukaryota, Viridiplantae, Streptophyta, Magnoliopsida, Zingiberales, Musaceae. The record is from RefSeq and is a predicted model, not a curated record. Gene Ontology annotation, biological process: translation.